Molecule: messenger RNA, 2235 nt
Organism: Oncorhynchus nerka (sockeye salmon)
Lineage: Eukaryota; Metazoa; Chordata; Actinopteri; Salmoniformes; Salmonidae
Product: cyclin-J-like
Exons: 6
Coding region: 323-1549 (408 amino acids)
Biological process (GO): regulation of cyclin-dependent protein serine/threonine kinase activity; mitotic cell cycle phase transition
Cellular component (GO): cytoplasm; nucleus; cyclin-dependent protein kinase holoenzyme complex
Molecular function (GO): cyclin-dependent protein serine/threonine kinase regulator activity
Source: RefSeq, a predicted model, not a curated record
GUGUGUGGUUGUCUGACCAGGUUCCAUUGAGUUGACGGGAACACAUCACAGGGGGGGGAAUGAAGAGGGGCGUCGAAAAAAUAGAGAAUUCAAACUCAACAUACCAGUCUUUGGGUUUGAGUUCAUGGAUCUGUGACGAUUAGACUAGGAGUUGAUUAUUUCGCUGUUAUUUUUAAUGUUGUUAAAGGUGUAGGGAAACUGUCGGCGAAGAUUUUAAUCAGAAUGCUGCUGGUCUGAAACAAAGGGGUCGGGACUCGGGAGUGUUGCAGUGGUAAAAGCAGGUUGAAAGGGUGGACAGUGGCCACAACUCACCACUGACAAGAUGGAGCGGGAGGAGCAGUGGUGGACGUGCCAACUCGCUGCAGACAUCCACCAGUCUCUACGAAUAAAGGAGCUGAAGUUGCCUACCUACAAGGCCCACUCUCCUCAGAUCAGGAUGCGGCGUUACUUUGCUGACCUGCUGGCUGUCCUCAGUAACCGCUACCAGCUGUGCCCAGUGGCUCGCCACCUGGCCGUCUACUUCCUGGACUUGUUUAUGGACCACUACGACGUGGCAGUCCGCCAGCUCUACGUCAUCGCCCUCUCCUGUCUCCUCCUAGCCAGUAAGUUUGAGGAGAAGGAGGACUGUGUGCCAAAGCUGGAGCAGCUCAACUCUCUGGGCUUCAUGUGUAGUCUGAACCUGUCACUGACCAAGAAGGAUCUGGUCAAGAUGGAGCUGCUUCUCUUAGAGACGUUUGGCUGGAACCUGUGUAUGCCCACGCCAGCACACUUCAUAGACUACUACCUCCAUGCUGCUGUACAGGACGGAGACCUGCACAACGGCUGGCCUCUCUCCUCCCUCAACAAGACCAGAGCCUUCAUGGACAAAUACACACACUACUUCCUGGAAGUCUCACUGCAAGACCAUGCCUUCCUGGGCUUCCGGCCGUCCCAGGUGACGGCAGCUUGCAUCGCGGCGUCCCGCAUCUGUCUCCAGAUCACCCCCAGCUGGACCACCGUCCUCCGCCUGCUCACCGGAUACUCCUGGGACCACCUCACCCAGUGCAUAAAGCUGCUGCUGCUUGCCCAUGACAACGAUGUGAAACAGGCCAACAAAUCCAAGUCCAACUCUUCAUCUGUCAAGAGCCCUCUCCAACCCCAGGCCCAUCCCUCACCCUCCACAGUCUCCUGCUCCACCCUGAUACAACCCUCUUCUGGUUCCCAGCAGAUGCUCUUCCAGACAGGCGGCAACCAGCAGCACCUCACCCAGCACUCCACUUCCGUUUCCCAGAUGCACAUGCUAGGUGAGUCCCAGGCUCUGGGCCCUAUUGGGUCUCGGGACUACCUCCAGUCCCACCAGACAGGGCUCCUCUCAAGCUUGGUUUCUCAGGGAACCUUCCCCCCUUUCCCCAGCCUGACCUCAGGACUGGGCUCCUCCCUGCCCCUCCAGGGACCCAUCUCCAUGCAAGUGGUCCUUGCUGCAGAGCCCCGUCACUGUCUCGGCCUGUCCUACGGGGGAGGCUACCUGGGCUCCCAUCACGCCUUCACAGCAGGCUGCUUCGACAGGUGACGCCAGGAGAGGGAGGAUGAACUGAACCUGGGUCAGUCAGUGUCCUCCACCUGUCCUGCCUCCCUGUCCUCCUCCACCUGUCCUGACCUCAUCCAACAAGGACGAAGGAAACCAAAAGGAAGAAGCAAUGUCAACGCAGAUAUUGCUGCGGUAUUGACUUAACAAAGGUCCUAACUAUUUGAAGUGACACAAUAUUUGUGAUGAGGUGUUUACAUACAGUAUGUUCUGUUCAUUUCACACGACUGCUUGAUCUAUACUGAGAGACUGUGAGGCUGGUUUGACCACUGUGAUUCUGAUAUCAACAGUGGUUGUGUGGAGCCCCUGCUUCCACACCAUUUCUCUCAAUGUGGGACAUCUGGUUUUUUAUACUAGUAUCUUUCUUGCUGCCUUAAACAAAACGAUGGCUUUAUGAUCAUGCAAGUGGUCUGUCUUUGGUAUUGUUUACAUCCGUGGUUCUCAAACCUCUCCUCAGGGACCGCCAGACAUUUCACUAUUUUGUUGUAGCUCUGAACUAGCUCACCUGAUUUACCUAUUCAAGAGCUUGAGGAUAAGUUGACAAGUUGAAUCAGGUGUCAGCUCUAGAAUAAAUCAAAUACCUGGAACGGCUGGGGGUCCCUGAGGAGAGGUUGGAGGACCACUGGUUUACAUGAACAAUACCAUAUAUCAGGGUGCUUGACGGAUUACUU